Messenger RNA from Aaosphaeria arxii CBS 175.79, 929 nucleotides. RefSeq lists its product as uncharacterized. Lineage: Eukaryota; Fungi; Ascomycota; Dothideomycetes; Pleosporales. The transcript has 3 exons. Bases 111 to 929 code for a protein of 272 amino acids. The record is from RefSeq and is a predicted model, not a curated record.
CAACGUUUCCCAACUUCGACUCCGCUCCUCUUCAAUUCAAACAGUCAACAACCCCGCCUUACAAACACCAAACCACACAACGAAUCCACUAAACCGAACAAGCGACUACAAUGCCAGCAGUGAUGUCCCAUGUGCCGCCUCUGGUGGAAGAGGCGUCGCAGCAAGCAUGGGUAGAAGCAUCUCUUGAUCAACAACUCAUCUCAGGCCAACUCAAAGGACAAAAAGCCCUACAAGCCGAAUUGCUCUCUAGGCGUCUUCAACAUCUUACUCAUGCUCACCCCAAGAAUCCUAUUCUGGCGUUCCACAGCAGGGGAGUGAUAUUCAAUAUAUUCGCGCCUUUGGUGACUCAGACUGCACGCGUCAUUAGAGAUCAAGUGGAUAAUCAUCCAUCUCCUACGCUCUACAGGGAGUGCCUCGACAUUGCGCUCGAUUUUCACCCAUUCAUAGUGCAGUGUGCUGUUUCCUGGUGGAAAAGUAUGAACCUCGAAGUCGGCAAGGAGAAGCGAUUGUCUUGUGCACAUGCCGUCGAACUUCCCCAAGACCCCAACGAAGUCAAUUUCACCGCCCGCAUUUCAAGCUUCAAAGUUCUAUUGGAACUCCAUGAUAUUGCCCUUCACUUCCAGUACGAACCACUUCAAGCUACCAUUCUCUCAAAGUUCCGGCACGACAUCAACCAUGGCAACGUCUCCAUGCUGGAGAUGGAGGAGGGCAUUCGUGUCGCAUACGGUCGUUCCUCGUCGGAUAGAAAUGGUCAGGUUCUGCGCCAAGUCUUCCUCACUGGACUCCUAUUCUUCUGGAACUCGAUUGAGGAAUUCGUUGACGUUCAUACUUUGACCACCGAUUUCCCAGAGUUGGUCUCCGAUCUUCGUCAUGGGGAAAUUUGGAUCCAGCAGAACCAAUCUCGAUUGCUCACCCCUCGCCAUACCUAG